AUGGAUGCUAUGAACCCAAACGGUAGCUCACAGGGGUUUGUGAACCUUUUGACAAGCCAACAGGAACAAACACUCUGUUUUUCGCAGAGUGUAGACCUUGGUUCAUCUCAAGUCCCAAUUUUUGCAACCCAACUCUUCUCUCACCCAAGUCAUGCAGCUGAUGAACGAAAAGAGAGGAGGAAGUGGUCACCUGUAGAAGAUGUUGUAUUGAUAAGUGCAUGGCUCAACACCUCCAAAGACCCAAUCAUCAGCAAUGAACAAAAAGCUGGGGCUUUUUGGAAAAGAAUAACAGAAAGUUUCAACAACUCUAAGAAGAUGGAGAAUGAACAAGAUAGAGAGGCUGGUCAGCUCAAACAUAGGUGGCAGCGUAUUAAUGACCACGUAUGUAAGUUUGUGGCUUGUUAUGAAACGGCUUUGAAGCAGCAAAGCAGUGGACAAAAUGAGAACGAUGUGAUGAAGGCAGCUCAUCACAUCUUCUACAAUGAUCACAUGUUCAAGUUCACCCUUGAAAAAUUGCCCUACCGCUUGGAAAGGGCAAUAUACACGUGGUUCUGGAAAACCGACAAUUGUCUUAGAGGCGGUAGCAUCACAAGAUCUUUGGAUAUGGCACGCAUUUUUUGGACCUCCAAGUACCCUAAACGAUAUUAA
Eutrema salsugineum is the source of this 648-nucleotide messenger RNA. Its product is annotated as glutathione S-transferase T3-like. The record is from RefSeq and is a predicted model, not a curated record. Lineage: Eukaryota; Viridiplantae; Streptophyta; Magnoliopsida; Brassicales; Brassicaceae. The transcript has a single exon. The coding region runs from base 1 to 648 and encodes 215 amino acids.